CCCCCCACAACCGGAAGUGGAGGGCCAGUUGUGAGGGGAAUUGUCCGCGAUGAAAGCUGCGGCGGGCAGAGCCGGUGGCUGCCGGAGUCGCUCGUAGGCUAGUCAGGGUAGAGCACCUUUGCUAGCAAGAUGAUAGAUCCAAUAGAGGGCAAUUUGUUUGAUCUUCCUGAUUAUGAACACAUCCAGGAUGAGACGUUUCUACCUCUGCCACCUCCAGACUCUCCAGGGGGAGAUGUUGAAGAAGCCUUAGUUAAUGGAGAGCCAGAAGGAAACAAGUUGUCACAAACCAAGGAUUCAUCUGUAACUACUAGGGGAGCUGUUAAAAGAUCAGUGCCUAAACUGGAUGCUCAAAGGUUAGUUUCAGAGAGAGGACUUCCAACUUUGCGGAAUAUGUUUGAUAAUGUAAAAUUCAAAGGUAAAGGUCAUGAGGAGGCGGACCUGAAGACACUUAUGAGGCACAUGGAGCACUGGGCUCAUAGGCUGUUUCCUAAACUUAAGUUUGAAGAUUUUGUUGACAGAGUAGAGAGCUUGGGAAAUAAAAAACCAGUUCAGGCAUGCUUAAAGCGAAUUAGACUUGACCUACCCAUUUUGCAUGAAGACUUCACAAGUAAUGAAGGUGAAGAUGGGGGAAGCAACGGACUUAAUGCAGCUACUGAAGAAUUAGAUUUCUUUUCUAAAAUCCAGAAUACAACAGAAGAGUUUAGUUUGCCUCUAAGUACCACACUAACAGAGGAGCAACAGCGGAGAAUUGAAAGGAAUAGGCAACUAGCCCUCGAAAGAAGACAAGCAAAAAUGCAGCUUAACAAUGAAUCACAAGAACAUGAGCUGUGUGCAACCCAGCCAAAUGAAGUGCAUAACACCAUCGUGACACAGGUACCAGAUGAAAUGAUUACAGCAGAUGCAGGAAGCGUGCCUUUUCAAGCUGCUGAGAAGAUGCAAAGCGGAAGCAUAGAAGAAGAAGAAAAAUGACUUUGAACUGUUUGGAAUCAAGUGACCUACAUCCUGAAAUAUUACUGACAUAUUUUUCAUUCCUUGCUGUUAAAAGAGGGGAUGAGGGUGUUUGUCAGUGAGUGUUUUUCUUUCAGCAUUUUUCCCGUUAACAACUUUGGGUGCUCAGGCUGAUCAAUUCUGCCAGCCUCCUUAGGUGAGAGAACAGCACUAUACUUCAGAAUCAUUCCUCUAACAUCCAGCGUUUUGAAACAUCUAAAGUGGGAUGAGUUAAAGCAGUUGAAGCUUGGAUGAGAGUAGCAUCCCCUACAACUUUGAGUUAGAAACCAACAUUUGUACAGUACAUAUUAAUAAAAGCUACACAUAGACAAAUGAGAACACAACUGCCAUUUUUUUUUAUAACUUUCACAUUGUGAAAUACUUGUAUUACACUGUCCAUAUUUUAU
Molecule: messenger RNA, 1394 nt
Organism: Elgaria multicarinata webbii
Lineage: Eukaryota; Metazoa; Chordata; Lepidosauria; Squamata; Anguidae
Gene: TIPIN
Product: TIMELESS interacting protein
Exons: 8
Coding region: 130-969 (279 amino acids)
Biological process (GO): DNA replication checkpoint signaling; DNA damage response; replication fork arrest
Cellular component (GO): replication fork protection complex; nucleus
Molecular function (GO): DNA binding
Source: RefSeq, a predicted model, not a curated record